Molecule: messenger RNA, 1277 nt
Organism: Sorghum bicolor (sorghum)
Lineage: Eukaryota; Viridiplantae; Streptophyta; Magnoliopsida; Poales; Poaceae
Product: 5'-nucleotidase SurE
Exons: 10
Coding region: 126-1043 (305 amino acids)
Cellular component (GO): cytosol
Molecular function (GO): nucleotidase activity
Source: RefSeq, a predicted model, not a curated record
UACGGCACAGGCCCAUGAACGGGAACGGGAGCCGUGCGUGGCCGCCAACGGAAACGGAAGCAUCUCCCUGAAAAACGGAAACGGAAGCAUCCCCAUCCCGUGCCGUGCUCGCAGUCCCAUCUCGCAUGGACUCCACCGCGGCUGCUGCUGCUGCUGCUACCGCGGCCGCGCCGGUGCUGCUGGUGACGAACGACGACGGGAUCGACGCGCCGGGGCUCCGCUUCCUCGUCGACCAGCUCGUCGCCGCGGGGCGGUACCGCGUACUCGUCUGCGCGCCCGACACAGACAAAUCGGGUGUGAGCCACAGCAUCACAUGGCGUGCUGCACUCCGCUGUAAACGUGUUGAUAUAACGGGUGCUACAGCAUUUGGAGUUUCAGGAAGUCCUGCUGACUGUGCCUCUUUAGGCAUCUCUGGAAAACUCUUUGAUGGUUUGGUUCCUGAUCUGGUACUUAGUGGAAUCAACAUUGGAAACAAUUGUGGGUACCAUGUCAUUUAUUCUGGAACAGUUGCUGGUGCUAGGGAGGCAUUCUUAUAUGGGAUUCCUGCGAUAUCUAUGUCAUAUGAUUGGGUUGCGGGUCGGAGCAGUGUUAAUGAGCUCAAGGUGUCUGCAGAGGUCUGCAUGCCUCUGAUAAAUGCUAUCGUGACUGAGAUCAAGAAUGGGACUUAUCCUCAAGGAUCAUUCUUGAAUGUAGACGUACCAACAGAUGCUGCACACCACAAGGGCUACAAAAUUACAAAACAAGGAACAUAUAUGGCCAGAAUUAGUUGGGAGCAAACGGUUUACAAGAAGCCUGCGGUAGAAAGUUACCAGACAGCAAACAUGGAUGUUGAUGGCGAAAAGGAUAGCGAACUAGUUACUUCAGAAAAUGACCUACUGUUUAAGAGAGUGAUUGUAGGGAGAAGUGCCGAUGGAGUGGAAGGAGACGAAAUGGACUACAAGUCCCUAGUUGAUGGAUACAUCACUGUUACUCCUUUGGGUGCUCUUUCCCACUCAGAACCAGAUGCCAUACCCUAUUUCAAAGCUUGCGUAUCACGUCUGUGACCAGGAUGGCAGGAUGCUUACCAGACAGGCCAGACAGGACCUCCUGAUGUCAUCGCUUGGCCACAGAGUAGCGAAUAAUCUACAUAAAUAUCAAGCAUAUUAUUUGAAUUACCGCCACACUAUAUAGUAACGAUAAUUCAUAUUAUUUGUGGCAUGCAUUCAUGAAAUAAUUCAGUUUAUGGUAAUUAUGCUUCAUCAAUAAUUCAAAGUUUUUGUAAUUUCAUGGCUUCGUUA